GAAAGAGGCACGGGAGCGUCGAAGAACGCCCUCUUGCACCUUCCACCUCUAAAAUCGCCGCGAAAGCUGGCGAUGGGUCGGGCUUGCAGUUCUCCCUGCCCAUCCCGUGGGGCGGCCAACCUCGUGGGCAAAGAAAUGCUUCUCUUCCUCUGAGGCACCUGAGGUUUUCCGCGAUAUCAUCAAGGGAGUUAGACAAGUGUUCAUCUUCUAUGCCUUACUCCUACAUGAUCUUCGACUAUUUUUUUAGAAGAAAGGACGCAUGGUAGCAGCCCCUCGCUCGCUGUUCGUGGGUAACAUUCCUUAUGAAGCUACUGAAGAGCAGUUGAAGGACAUCUUUUCUGAGGUUGGACCUGUUGUUAGUUUCAGAUUGGUAUAUGAUAGGGAGACAGGAAAACCAAAGGGUUAUGGCUUCUGUGAAUACCAAGACCAAGAGACAGCUCUUAGUGCCAUGCGGAACCUGAAUGGACGUGAAUUCAGUGGGAGAGCACUUCGAGUUGACAAUGCUGCCAGUGAAAAGAACAAAGAAGAGCUGAAGAGCCUUGGCACUGGUGCCCCUGUCAUUGAGUCACCUUAUGGAGAGACCAUCAGUCCUGAGGAUGCCCCCGAGUCCAUUAGCAAAGCAGUUGCCAGUCUUCCACCAGAGCAGAUGUUUGAGCUGAUGAAACAAAUGAAGCUCUGUGUCCAGAAUAGUCCCCAGGAAGCACGGAACAUGUUACUUCAGAACCCACAGCUGGCUUAUGCUUUGCUGCAAGCACAGGUAGUGAUGAGAAUUGUGGAUCCAGAGAUUGCCCUGAAAAUUCUGCAUCGCCAGACAAAUAUCCCAACACUGAUUACAGGCAAUCCUCAACCAGUCCAUGGUGCUGGACCUGGCUCAGGAGCCAAUGUGUCAGUGAACCAACAGAAUCCUCAAGCCCCUCAGGCCCAGUCUUUGGGUGGAAUGCACAUCAAUGGCGCACCUCCUCUGAUGCAAGCUUCUAUGCAAGGUGGGGUUCCAGCACCAGGGCAGAUGCCAGCUGCUGUAACAGGACCUGGCCCUGGUUCCUUAGCUCCUGGAGGAGGAAUGCAGCCUCAGCUUGGAAUGCCAGGAAGUGGACCAGUGUCCAUAGAACGGGGACAAGGAACCCUACAACACUCGCCCGUGGGACCCGCCGGGCCUGCAUCAAUUGAGCGAGUUCAAGGGCAGAGAACAUGGAUGAUAUGGGCAUCUGUCCGAGGCUGUACUCCCUCCCUACUGGUGUCAGGAGGCUUGGAUGGAAUAGCAGUCUUGCCGAUGCAAGACCCCAGAGCCGCUAUGCAGCGGGGAUCCUUGCCUGCCAAUGUCCCAACUCCUCGAGGUCUGUUAGGAGAUGCUCCGAAUGACCCACGGGGAGGCACUUUACUUUCUGUAACUGGAGAGGUAGAGCCUAGAGGUUACCUGGGACCACCUCAUCAGGGUCCACCCAUGCACCAUGUUCCUGGCCAUGAGGGCCGUGGACCACCCCCACAUGAGAUGAGGGGAGGGCCAUUAGCUGAGCCCAGACCUCUAAUGGCAGAGCCAAGAGGACCCAUGCUAGAUCAAAGGGGUCCACCCUUGGAUGGCAGAGGUGGAAGAGAUCCCCGGGGAAUAGAUGCACGAGGGAUGGAAGCCAGAGCCAUGGAGGCAAGAGGUUUAGAUGCCAGAGGGAUGGAUGCCCGUGCUAUGGAAGCUCGCGCCAUGGAAGCUCGCGCCAUGGAGGCCCGUGCCAUGGAGGCUCGUGCCAUGGAAGUCCGAGGGAUGGAGGCCAGAGGCAUGGAUACCAGGGGCCCAGUGCCAGGCCCUAGAGGACCUAUACCUAGUGGAAUCCAGGGCCCCAGUCCAAUUAACAUUGGGGCAGUUGGCCCCCAAGGAGCUAGACAGGUCCCAGUCAUGCAGGGAACAGGCAUGCAAGGAGCAAGCAUGCAGGGUGGAAGCCAGCCCGGUGGUUUUAGUCCUGGGCAAAACCAAGUCACACCACAGGAUCAUGAGAAGGCUGCUUUAAUUAUGCAGGUCCUUCAGCUGACUGCAGAUCAGAUUGCCAUGCUGCCUCCUGAGCAAAGGCAGAGUAUCCUAAUCUUAAAGGAACAAAUACAGAAAUCCACUGGAGCACCUUGAAAGGUUUUCAAAAAUACCUGGCAACAAUUCUGGAAGUUAAUUCCAUAACAUUGUUGAAAUGUUGAAAAAAGGUGAUUUCUGCAUCCAUCCUAACCCUUGAAUGACUCAAAUUGGUGCCAGGUGGAGGACUCUCAUCACCUUCUCUCAGAACAAAAUCAGUUCCUUUUGUUGUUUUAGUUUGUAUAUUUUCCGUGACUUGAAAUAAACUUUGAACACAAUUUUAUUAUACUGCAAAUUGAUAUACAUGUUUGCUUUUAAAAAGCUGAACUCCAACAGUGAAACUGUCUAUGUAUUUUCUACCCUUACUGCAGCAUUGUACUUUGUUAUAUUGGCAUCGAAUUGUGUUUACUGUAGGUUAACCAUUUAUUCUUCUUCAUGAUAAUUUGAGAAUUUCUCAGAAGCAAUGUUUUCUGGAAUGUGGUCUUUGUUUAGUUUGCUUUCAGCAAGAAUAAUAAGGCUUUGUCCUUGGGAAACUUUCUGGAACAUUUGUGUCUUCUGGGAGAGAGUUGGAUGUGCUUGGACCUAUAAAAUAGAACCCUAACAAAACAGUCUACCACAGCAGUGUGUUUAAUUUAGAAAAAUCCAAAUAUUAAAACUCAUUUUUUUGUUGUUAGUGUCAGGUCUGACCAUACAUAGUUCACAAUUAAGAAAGAUUGUGUUGGCACUGGUUUGAGUGUGUCAGCAACACGAGACUGUUGUCAUUUUACUUGUCUUCUAAAACUCCUCAGUCUAAGUAGUCAACUUUAAAGGUUUAAAAAGCCACUCGUUUUUCAUGUUCAAGUUAAAAACUGAACUGAAAUCAAAUGAACAAAAUACGUUUCAUCCUAUCCUCCCAAAAAGUCACUAACCUACAGCUCUCUACCCUAUAGCCAAAUUUAUUCUUGGAACUUAAAGCAGAAAACCCUAAAGCUCUUUACAUUCUUCUCAGUUAUUGUAAGAGGAUCAAAUGUAGAGGACAAGCAAUCAGGUUGCCUCUUAGGUCUGCCCUGCCUGCUUCCUUGGAGAUAUUUACAAACAUAAUUAGUGCUGGUAACUCAUACCAAUGGGUCUCCUUGGCUAGUAUUCCCUCUCAUAGUGGCAUUAAGGAGGAACAUGUUUUCUGUCCAUUAUCAGGCUGACCUCAAGAAGUUAAGAAUUGUCUUAAUAAUUAGUAAAGUUCUACUAGAACUACUUUUGAGCCUAUUUAUAUUCUCAGAAUCUCAUCCUCUGGGUUAGGAUUAUGGUCAGGUGACUUAAAAGCCUGACAUAGGCUUAAGAAUGUGAUAGCAUAUUGCUUACAUGUUAAGUAAAAUAGUGCAGAGAUAAUCAACUUUAUAAGAGAUAUUAAAAUUCAGGAUUUUCUACUCCGAUAUGUAAACAUUUACAAUGAAAAUUUGCUGGAUAUUGCAUAUUACAACCUAGUAAAAGAUCAAGACAGUUAGGGAGUGUUCUGUGUAUCUUCAUCCCUAAUUCAUCUUGGAUGUUAAUUAUGCAUAGAGUUUGUUUUUAUUACCUUUUCUGCCUACUUCCAUGAAUAUUCAGUCCUUGAUGUGUUGAUUUUGACAGCUGUCGUAUCUUGAAAUUUAGACAUUGAGAUCAAGAAGGAAGCAUUUUGUUAUGAAAUCAUAGGUUUCAAAGAACUCAGAUUACAAAACAAAGUCAGUUCAGAUAAAAUAGGAACAAACCAUAUAUUCAAGGUUCCAUUAUAUAUUUUCCUAAAGCCUUGCUAAGCUUAAUUCAGGUAGCUGAAAUGUGGGUGAACAAAAUGGCAACAGCAGUAGCACUCCAAUCACAGCUACCACGUGUUCAUAGCCUACAUGUAUUGUUUCAGUAACUGAAAAAAGCAAUGUAACAAAUCCUUCAACCCGUCAAGAUCCCUAUAUAUUUAGAAACGAUUUGCUCAUUCUUGAUCACUUAAUGAUAGAAAAUUAGGUGCUGUCGUGGUAAUUAAGUAGAAACAUCCUUAUAUAAUGAGUUCAAUUGUCUUUGAGCACAAUGAAGUAUGGUGGUUCUUUCCUCCUAGUGAUUCACUGUGGCCACUAACAUCCCAGAGCCAGUGUGGUCAUAAUACACAGUUGGAUAGAUAGGAGAAAUAAAUAUUGAUAAGACAAAGGCAUUUUGCUUAUAUAAUUAGAUGAAUGAUUCCUUAGUGAAUAGGAACCAAAAACAUCUUUCAGAAUUGUUAAUUAUUUUUCACACUAGACAAUAAAACCCCUUAAAAAUGGUGAUAAAAGAGUUUCUGCUGGUUUAGUAAGUCAUCCCAUGUGGAGAUCAAGUUUUCCCAAUUAUUUCCAACAGGAUAGUAUAAGAUGACUAUAGCUUUUGAUUAUAAUACAGUUGCAAUUAACAAUUACUAUUACCAUGUUUUUAAAGAUUUUCUUUCUCAAAUGGAAAGCCCAGGAAGAAGUGACAAAAACUCAUUCCUUAAGCAAAGAAAAUUUCAUUUUUUGACAAAGGUAAAACAUAAGUUGCCAUUCACACUGGAAAACAUGGUUAAAGUUACAGAAUGUAUAAUGUUGCUAUUAUAUGGAAAAGAGUGUUCUCGGUAAUUUUAUGUUCACUGUUUAUUAUUUAUGGUUAUGUUUUGUCAUUAAUUCAAUAAAAUUUUAUUUUAAAAGUCA
This is a messenger RNA of Heterocephalus glaber (naked mole-rat), 4710 nucleotides long. RefSeq names its product cleavage stimulation factor subunit 2 (gene Cstf2). Gene Ontology annotation, biological process: mRNA 3'-end processing. The record is from RefSeq and is a predicted model, not a curated record. Gene Ontology annotation, cellular component: mRNA cleavage and polyadenylation specificity factor complex. Gene Ontology annotation, molecular function: mRNA binding. NCBI's taxonomy places the organism in Eukaryota, Metazoa, Chordata, Mammalia, Rodentia, Bathyergidae.